CUCCCAGCAGCCAAUCGGCGCCGCUGCAAAAGGACUGAAGGUUCGUGCAGGACUUUCCAGUUGUUUUUCAUUCACCAAAAAGAGAGGAAAAAAAAAUCCCAUUCACAAAAAAACCUGCCUUGGCUUGUUUUUCUUCUCGCUGUUUACCUCAUCGCACUCCUCCGAGAGCUGGAAAAGUGGCGCUGAAUGUGACGUCAAUCAGCUUGGAGCUGCGCAUUUUUGUGGUUUGAAAGUCCACAAGCGCACGGCCAGGACAAAGAUCUUAGCCAGUUAGCACAACUUGAGUGGAAAAACACAAAGUUCCAUGAACAUGGUGCUGUUCCUUCCUCUGUGUGCACCUUGACCACCUGGGGGCAGUAUAAUGAAAACAUAUGGACAUGGUCCCAGCGCUGCAAUAAACUGCAGUAAUAGGAGUUGUUCUUCACACUAGAUGAAAAUAUAUGCCGAGUAGCGCCGGCGUUGCCGGGACGCCUCAUUUGUGUCGAGGACAAAUCAGCGCUGGCACGCUAUGAGCCACCUGCGGCCCGGCCUGCUCGAACCAGCACACUGGCUCGCUUGUUCCGGGGUGCGAGUCUUCUCAAUCAGGUGUACCUAAUGAAAUGUCGAGAGGAUGUUGCCUCGGCGUCUGCUGGGCUUUAGUGAAAGGGAAGAAGAUUUGUCCAUACGUCAGUCCUCCCUCAAACUCUUCUGCCCUAAUCUCAUGUCCUAUAGUCCAUCGCCCGGUUUCCCAUAUGCGGGCCAGCCAAAACCUCAGCAGUGGUCUGCUCUUGUUUGUCACGAAAGGCAGUAUGAAUGAAAUGGUUACCAUGCCAACACGGCCUCAACCUGCCCGUCAGGUCCAAUCCCAUUUUUGAAAAUGGCCAGCUCGGAGAACGUGGCGUUACGUAAUCGGUAGAGUGGUUAACGAGGUCAAGAGGUUAAGUUGUCGUUUGUGGAUGUGAAUACAGAUUGAUGGUGGAGGUUAGAUGCGAUAAACGGCAGAGCGGUGAUGAAGCGCAUCUGGAAGACGUUCCACGCUUCCCAUCUCUCUCAUCCCUCCCAGGAAAUAGAGAGAGCACGUGAGACGCGCAACUUCACCCCUCCCCUCGACCUCACCCACUUCCCGCCCCCAACAUCAGCCCACCUGGCACUUUUACGCGCAUGCAGUGAGCGAGCGGAGGAAUGGACUCCCGGCUGCCGAUCGGACCCGGCAUGCCCACGCCGGACCCUCCGUGGAACGUGAGCUCCAUCAGUCCGCCUCACCGGCUCAUGGAGCUGGUCCCGCUCUCCACAGCCGGCGCCGCGGCUCCGAGCCACCCGUUUCCAACGGUGGACGUCCCAGACCACGCGCACUACACCAUCGGGGUGGUCAUCCUCGUUGUGGGCAUCACGGGCAUCCUGGGAAACUUUCUGGUCAUUUACGCUUUCUGCAGGAGCCGUACCCUGCGCACGCCGUCCAACAUCUUCAUCAUCAACCUGGCCAUCACCGACUUCUUCAUGAGCAUGACGCAGGCGCCCAUCUUCUUUGUCAGCAGCAUGUACAAGAGGUGGAUCUUCGGCAAGAGAGGCUGCGAGUUGUACGCCUUCUGCGGCGCCCUUUUCGGCAUCUGCAGCAUGAUGACGCUGAUGGUGAUCGCGGUGGAUCGCUACGUGGUGAUCACGCGGCCGUUGGCCUCGCUGGGUUCCAUGUCUCGCAGGAAAGCGCUGAGCAUCGUGGCGGUGGCCUGGCUCUACUCCAUGGGCUGGAGUUUGCCGCCGUUCUUCGGCUGGAGCGCUUACGUCCCAGAGGGUCUCAUGACGUCCUGCUCGUGGGACUACAUGACGUUCACGCCGGCCGUGCGCUCCUACACCAUGCUGCUCUUCACCUUUGUCUUCUUCAUCCCGCUGUUUGUCAUCAUCUUCUGCUACUGCUGCAUCUUCAGGGCCAUCCGACACACCACUCGGGCCUUCGAGAAGAUCAACUGUGAGGGCUCCAGGGAGACUGCCAAGAGGUUCCGCAAGAUGAAGAGCGAGUGGAAGAUGGCCAAGAUCGCGCUGAUCGUUAUUCUGCUCUUCAUCAUUUCCUGGGCGCCCUACUCCUGCACUGCGCUCACCGCUUUCGCCGGGUACGCAGACCUGCUGACCCCGUACAUGAACUCCGUCCCGGCAGUGAUCGCCAAAGCGUCGGCCAUCCACAAUCCCAUCAUCUACGCAAUCACGCACCCCAAGUACAGGUCUGCGCUCAGCCGCUACGUGCCCUACAUGCGCGCGCUGCUGUGCGUGCGCGUGCCCGACCGCUUCGGCAGCAGCAGCUUCCAGUCCACCCGCCGCUCCACGCUCACCAGCCAAUCGGAGAGCAACCGCCACUGCAAGCGCACCCCCUCCUCGCAGUCGGACAGCGAAUCAGCCCACCUAUCCGACAUCGAGGAUGACGGCUCCUUCCGGGCGUCUGCCAACCCUCAGGUGUCGUGUGAUGUCAAACAUGGGCGCCGGUCCAGCCAGAGGUUAAAGAGCGUGAUGGAAGCGGAGGGCAUCUCCAUGUCGGACCUCGGUUUCCUGCCAAAGAGUCACCUCCCUGCCAGUCUAUGCCAAGCAGCGGACGAAUUUGGCCCUCGGCUCAUCCACAAGCCGACGCCCGCCGUCAUUGUCACCUCCAUUUCCAGCCCGUCAAUACUUCACAGCCCCCCUGGUUUCCAUGGCAACCACAGCAAAGGCUUCAGCCCCGUCGCUAAGGCGUCGCUGGACAUCGCCCGACUGGACGCACCCUUUGCGACGGCGUGAGCAUCAUUGGACGGGUAGACGUGUGUGAUCCUUUUUUUCCAUAAGCAGUAUGCCAACUGUUAGCAGUGCUAAUUUAAAGCGCCAGCAUGCACCGGUGUUCUAAAAAUGAGCCCACAUCCAGCACAUUUUGGAUGAGUAGAUGACUUAAAUGUAGUUGGCGCACAAAAGGUUUUUGCACAGACCAAUUACAAGUAAGUCAGCCCCAACCCAUUGGGGUGAUAUUAGGGCUUUUACAAUCUGCAAAGAUUUGCUGAGAUGUUUGCCUUUUUCUCCUAUACGUAACAACACAAAAGAAAAAUGACAUUCAAACCUCCCCCACCAAAAUUAUAAAUGUUGAACGUAUUUUUAAGCAAAUCCUAAAGGACAAAUGUCCUGCCUGUAAAUUAUUUCUUUAUUGUUAAAUUAUUGUUUAUUGUUAAAUAAAAAAAUUCCCAAAACAAAAAAUUAGUCGUAAAAACUAAAUAUUUGAUCUGCCUCAAAAAAAUCCAUGUUGGUUGGACCCUAUAAAUAAACCAGCAAUUGGGGGAAAAAAAAUCCAGAGCAAGCACAGGUGCACGCAGUGUACAUGUCCUGUGAUUGAUGUGUGAAAAAUUGCAUCAGCCAUACAUGAUGAUCGCUUCUGGCACAGUUGAAAGAAACAGGACUAAAAAUAAUCUAGUCUUUAAAAAAAAAAAAAAAGAACUGUACAAGCACAAUUAAUAUAAUUGCUCCUCUUUCCCCUUUGUGAUGCCACGGAAGCACAGUGCUCUGAUUUUUUGAAUUCUUUACUAAUUUAUUACAUCUAAAAUAAUUUUGAAAAAUGCUCUCAGUCAUAAUGCUGACAAAAACAUCCGCUUCAUAAGAUAUUGUCACCAAGUGGGCUUUUCGCCAGUUUUAGUGACAUUUAUACAUUUCUGAAUGUUAACAAUAAAUCAACCAAUCAUUUUAUGAGAUGAAUAACUAAAAAUUACAGAAAAUUAUAAAUACAUUCAGGGAAGAAAAAAAGAAGCGAAAUUAACGUGUCUGUAAAUACUCACUAGGCCUGUCAUCCUUUGCCCAACUCUGCACUAUAUGGACAAAAAUAUUGGGACACGGUGGCUAUUGCUUCACUACAUGCAUUGUUUACAUCAAGAGAGCUAUAGUUUUGGUGUCCCCAUAGUCCUUGAGGAGGGGACUGUAAAUAUCGUAAAGGAUCACGGAAGGCUAAGCCCCAUUUUGUUUAUUCUUUGUACAAAGAAAAUGUCUCCGAUGGUAGUUUUUAUUUAUUUUUCUAAAUAAACUGGUUGCUUCACUGUG
This is a messenger RNA of Syngnathus typhle (broad-nosed pipefish), 4014 nucleotides long. Its product is annotated as melanopsin-A-like. Gene Ontology annotation, cellular component: membrane. Gene Ontology annotation, molecular function: G protein-coupled receptor activity. The coding region runs from base 1162 to 2739 and encodes 525 amino acids. Gene Ontology annotation, biological process: visual perception; G protein-coupled receptor signaling pathway. The transcript is spliced from 18 exons. The record is from RefSeq and is a predicted model, not a curated record. Lineage: Eukaryota; Metazoa; Chordata; Actinopteri; Syngnathiformes; Syngnathidae.